AUGACUCCUGGAAAUGCCUCUUUUAUGACUGAAUUCAUUCUGGUGGGACUAACAGACCUAUUGGAUCUCCAGAUUCCCCUCUUCUGCCUGUUUCUAGUCAUGUAUGUGGUCACUGUGUUGGGAAAUUUCGGCUUGAUAAUUUUAAUCGGGCUGAAUUCAUACCUACACACCCCCAUGUACUUUUUCCUCUUCAAUUUGUCCUUCAUAGACCUCUGUUAUUCUUCAGUAUUUACACCAAAAAUGCUGAUGAAUUUCCUUUCAAAGAAAAAUAUUAUCUCCUAUAUGGGAUGUAUGAUCCAACUUUACUUUUUCUGUUUUUUUGUGAUUUCUGAAUGCUAUGUGCUGACAUCAAUGGCCUAUGAUUGCUAUGUGGCCAUCUGUAACCCACUUCUGUAUAAUGUUGUCAUGUCCCCUCGAGUGUGUUCCAGCCUUAUGCUUGGUUCAUAUUUGAUGGCAUUUUCGGGUGCUAUGACCCACACGGGAUUCAUGCUGAGACUGACCUUCUGUGAUGCAAACACCAUCAACCAUUAUUUUUGUGACAUCCUCCCCCUGCUCCAGCUUUCCUGCACAAGCACCUAUGUGAAUGAGCUGGUGGUUUUCAUUGUGAUGGGCAUGAAUGUGAUUGUGCCCAGUGUCACCAUCUUUGUGUCUUAUGCUUCCAUCCUCUCCAGCAUCCUCCGCAUCAGCUCCACUGAGGGCAGGUCCAAAGCCUUCAGCACCUGCAGCUCCCACAUAAUUGCUGUUUCUCUCUUCUUUGGAUCAGGUGCAUUUAUGUAUCUUAAACCGUCUUCUGCUAGUUCUAUGAAUGAGGGGGAAAUCUCUUCUGUCUUUUAUACCAAUGUGCUUCCCGUGAUGAACCCCUUAAUCUAUAGUUUGAGGAACAAAGAUGUUAGAAUCGCUCUGAGAAGAACCGUGAGUAGAAAACUGUGCAAGUUUUAG
Suricata suricatta (meerkat) is the source of this 939-nucleotide messenger RNA. RefSeq names its product olfactory receptor 145-like. Gene Ontology annotation, molecular function: olfactory receptor activity; odorant binding; G protein-coupled receptor activity. Gene Ontology annotation, biological process: sensory perception of smell; G protein-coupled receptor signaling pathway. Gene Ontology annotation, cellular component: membrane. The record is from RefSeq and is a predicted model, not a curated record. Lineage: Eukaryota; Metazoa; Chordata; Mammalia; Carnivora; Herpestidae.